CAUUACCGUGUUUGAAAAGUCAGGUGGUAGCAACAUCUCGUUCGUAGUUAACAACAACAAAAGAGUAAUUCGCUUGUCUUUCCCCGUCUCCUUCCAAUUAUCCUUCCUUCAUUACGUGCAAAUUAUUUAUUUAUUUAAAUUAUCUUCUGUUGAAUAUGUUGUAUAAAAUAUUUUCCCUUUCUAUAGUGACAUUUUUAGAGAACAAAAAACAAAGUGGAGGAUUUUUAAUAAAGAAGACGUAAUUUACCUCACCGAUGUAAAAAUAAUCAACAACAAAAUCUAUCGAUGUAGAUUACCAUUAUAUUGGAAUUUAGUGCUAAAAAAUUGUAGAAUGGAGAACUCACAAUAUCUUCCAACAACUGUUCCAACAAUGAAAAGUGAUGAUGACUUUGAAAAUCAAAAUUCAAAUUUUUCUACCUCAAGCUCUUCAGGCAGUAAAUUCUCAGCUCUAACAGACCCCAAUAAAAAUGGUACAGUUCUCAUUGAACAAUUGCAGAAGAAAGUGGAAUUACUCGACCAAAAGUUAUUUGAUAUUCAAAAUUUAACUUUAUUAAAGGAGGAAGAAUUAAAUGAGCUGAGAUUCAGUCAUAACAGACGUUUGGAAAGGUUCCGAGCACUUAAGGAGAACUAUAACAGCUUAAAAGACCAGCUGAGGAAUAUUGAUGACACAAAUUCAGAAUGGAAUCUUGAGCAAGCAGUUCAUCAUGUUCAUAAGAGAGCAAGACCAAAGGACCUCCAGCAAGAAGACAGUGAUGCAGUUUGGAAUGAACUUGCAUAUUUCAAACUUCAAAAUAAGAAUUUGAUGUGGGAACGGUUGGAAAUGCAGGAGGAGCUAGACAGACUGCAAGUAAAGCACUCCCACGAUACAGCUUCACUUCUUGAAAUGAGGUUAACUCUACAACAUGAGCGAGAAGACUAUGAGCACCUUCUUCGGAUGAAAGAUGAUGGUAAGAAGACAGAGAUGGAAGCAGAAUUGAAACUUUUGAGAAGGGAGAGGAGUGCUAACCAAGCCAAAACAGAGAAACUAGAAAAAGAACUGAAGUCAUUCCAUGCUGUUAGAAAUUCCCUUUUGGCUGAAAGACGAUCCCUUAAAGCUGAAUUCACAAAACUGAAUGAGAUUAUUAGUAAACACCGCAUUGAUUCAGUCAACCUUAGACAUCAUAUAACUUUAUUAAAGCAGAGACUUCAUCAAGAAGUAAAUCAAGUUCAGAAACUUGAGCAACAACUAAGGGCUAGAGAAAAUGUCCAGAGCUCAUCAGAACAAAAACUGCCAAAUCAUGAUUCUGACUCCAAGCAAGUUGUGCCCGAAAAGCUCAAUGCAGACAACAAUGGAAAGGCUUCUAACAGUCCUCAUAGAUCACUUGGGUCAUCUCCAGCAUCUCCAAAAUCUCCAAACAAUAUCGUUGAGUCUUGGCCUCUUCAUACAUCACUGUCAGAGCCUUGUCUACCACAAAAAUUAUCUCUUAAUCAUUCAGGUAAUGGUUUAAACAAUGUUCCUGAAAUCUCUGAAUCAUCUUCAUCUGCCGGGAAUAUCAAAACGGUGGUGGUACAUAGCUACAUAAAGGGUGAUGCCAAAGCUCGAGGCGGAGUUUCACAGCUGAAGCAGCCUAAACUCAAACUGGGAAGCUGCAAUAUGAAAACCAAUGUUACACAGUGCAAAAGAAACUAUUCUGAACCUGGUGGAAAAGUUAUCAGAUCCAAACCUCAUGUGGCUAUACAAAAAGUGUAUUUGCGAGAUACCAGCACAUCACCAGUAUCAUUUACGACCAACAAAACAGGGUAUACCUUCAGACCAGGGAAUAGCAAUCGACGUUUGGGGAAAAAUGAAAAACCACGACUUUCAGAAUUACUCAAACAGAUAUCUCUGUUGAAGAAUUAUCGUCGUUCAGCCCUCAAAUCCACCAAUGAAAUGAAAGAGACCAUCCAGCAAUUGCAGACUGACCUAAUUUUAGCAAACCAGAAACUAAAAGUAUUACGUCAGCAUUCUCAGAAGAUACAAGGACUCUAUGAAAAACUCCAGACGGAAAAAUCAGCACUUGAUAAGGAAGUAAGAAACAGCCAAAUCUUAGAAGGAAAAUUUUGUAUUGAGGAUCUACAGAAAAAAGUAUCAAGCUUACAAGAAUGUAAGAAGGACUUGGAGAUAAAAUUAAAGAAUUAUUCCACUGAGAUGAUCAGACUAGCAUCUCUUAAUAAAGUCACACAAACUGACAAUGAAAAUACUCACAACCAAGUGAAGAGUCUUACUAGUCGCAUGAACUGGCUUGAACGAGAUAUUUCACAAAAGCGUCAUUUGAUUGAAGAACAAAGGGCAAAAAUGAAAGAGAUGCAGGAUAAUGCAAAAUCAAUCACAGACACCAUUAAUGUUUUAGAAGCAAAUUUAAAACAAGGAAAUAGCGUUUUUGAACAACAAAAACUAAAGAAUGAUUUUAUGCAUCAGAAACUGAUAGAAAUGACCAAAAAGAAAGAAGACUUUGAGAAGAAACACAAAAACCUGGUUCACAUUUUAGAGAAAAAGAAUCGGCAGUAUGAAUACACUUUACAGCAGCACGAGAAGAUGCAAGCUGCUGUAAGUGAAUUGGAAAAAUCCGCCCAGAAACAUAUUGUAGAGAUAGCAGCCCAGAGUGAAGCAGCAAUUACCAACACACAGAACAAACUAAUCGCAGCCCACUCAAAGAUCGAAUGGUUCCACAAGUUUGUCAAGAUAUUGAGCCAUGAACUUGUACAUCGUAUUUACCAAGUGCGAGAAACAUUAAACAAGUCACAGAUGGGCAAAAUACAGCAACAGUUACCUUCACACACAAGCAUGCAGGAGGCUAAGAAUCUAGCCAAGAAUAUUUUGAACAUAAGUGAUUUAGAAUUGAAUGAUAUUAUGAAAGGAGAUAAUUUAACUGCCAAAUUGCAAAAUGUAACUGAUAGUCAAUAUGCCAAGGACCAAAGAUGGGCGUCACUGUGUGAAGAAACCAUCAAGUCACGUGAUGAUUUUGUUAUUCCUCUAUUGGAUCUUUUCAUUAAGAAGUUAGAAGAAAAAGAUAGUUUAUUAUAUAGCUUAUAUUCAACAAAAUAUUAAAAUACAGACAAUUUUAUUUUUUAAAUAUAUUUAUUUAUAUAUAAAUGAUUAU
This is a messenger RNA of Octopus sinensis (East Asian common octopus), 3119 nucleotides long. RefSeq names its product centlein-like. Gene Ontology annotation, cellular component: centrosome; centriole. Bases 332 to 3067 code for a protein of 911 amino acids. The record is from RefSeq and is a predicted model, not a curated record. Gene Ontology annotation, biological process: centriole-centriole cohesion; protein localization to organelle. Lineage: Eukaryota; Metazoa; Mollusca; Cephalopoda; Octopoda; Octopodidae. The transcript has 23 exons.